AUGAGGCGAGUCCUCAAGUCAUCGAACAGCACCCCCUCAAUAGUGUGGAUGGAUAGGACAAACUAUCAGUUUGCUUUCACUGGUGGUGUAGGUGGAGAUGAAACCAAAGUCGUAGGCACUUGCCUGCCUACCUUUAGAUGGUAUUUAAGAUUAAAUAACAACAACAGUAAUUAA
Molecule: messenger RNA, 174 nt
Organism: Cavenderia fasciculata
Lineage: Eukaryota; Evosea; Eumycetozoa; Acytosteliales; Cavenderiaceae
Exons: 2
Coding region: 1-174 (57 amino acids)
Source: RefSeq, a predicted model, not a curated record